This is a messenger RNA of Diospyros lotus (date-plum), 6543 nucleotides long. RefSeq lists its product as uncharacterized. The coding region runs from base 3814 to 6210 and encodes 798 amino acids. NCBI's taxonomy places the organism in Eukaryota, Viridiplantae, Streptophyta, Magnoliopsida, Ericales, Ebenaceae. The record is from RefSeq and is a predicted model, not a curated record. Gene Ontology annotation, molecular function: histone H3K4 demethylase activity; histone H3K36 demethylase activity. The transcript is spliced from 4 exons. Gene Ontology annotation, cellular component: nucleolus.
GCGUGAAGGCUCUGGCGGUGGUGGGUCUCCAUUGGUUGGUCGUUCUGAUGGCGGCGAACCCAAUGGCAGUGGCAGUGCUGGUGGCCAGACAAUGCGUUGAAGGCACUCGAACAGACUAAAACUGAUGGUGAAGAGGAACCCAAUGAAGGGGUGUCGGCUGGUGCAAUGAAGGCACUAGGGUUUUAGUGUAUCAGCCUAUUAGGCUCUGAUACCAUGUAAAAUUUUUAGGAGAAACUUAAUAAUCUCAUUCCUACAACUAUGAACACAAUUAGCUCUCUUGUUGAGAGGAAAUACAACAAGAAAGGAAACAACAAGAAAGGAAAAAUAAUCAACAAUAAGGAAAAAGGAAAGAUAUAUAUAAGAUCCUAAUUCUAGUUUAGGAAUUAAUCCUAACCAAAUCUCUAUUGCCUUAGUUUCGGAUAUCCUCAUGAUCCAACAGUAUCAAUAUCCAUUGUGUAUUGGGCAUUGACACUUGGUGGACGCAUGAGGAUCCAUCCGCAUGCCAAGUGGUGCGUACUCUUUUAUUUUUAGACAUAUUCAAGACAUUUGAUGGACAUCCUUGUACAUAGGUUAGACAAGCUACGAAUGCAUGUUCCUGAGUUGGACGUGACUAUACAUAUGUUACCCUUGGCUCAAUUUUUAGCUUGCAUACUACAGAAGUUUUGGAUGAAGGGUGGUGAGAUUAGUAACCCAACUUGUGUGUGAUUUUGUACAAUUCUUUUUGCCCCAAUGGAUGUAUUCUGUUAAUAUGUUAGAUUUUACAUUCUCUUGCAGCUUUGCACUCUCCCAAGGACGAAAUAUCUCAUUGUUGAAUCAAAAUUUAACCCACCACCUCACACCAAGCUAUCCCUAGCUGCUAGAAAACUGUUGGCCAGCCACCACUUUUCCUUGCCAUAAAUAAUUUCAAGCCUUCCCGUGACUGUGAAUCCACCAUCAUCUUGAGCUGGAGGCCUGUAGAGGUUUAGCAAGAGUUAAAGAGGUAAGAUAUCUUAAGAAUCCUUCUUAGUAUGAAAUGAUAGAUCAAAUUUUGUGCACGUGUAGAUCAUACUUGUGUGUGUAUAUAUGGUGGUUGUAUGUAUUGAUAUAGGAGGCUAGAUCUUUUUUAUUUUGGUUAGAUUUUGUUUCCAUGUUCAAGGGAGGUUGGAUUUGAAAUCUUGAUGUCAACUAAUUCUUUCUAAAUUUUAGGGGAAAUGGUUUUGAGCAAGUAACUUUUGGUGUCACCUUGGGGCUUGAGAAAUUAAGUUUUGGACAUGUGAUUUAAUUGCAUAAAUAAUCACUAGUCAAUAAUGCAAUUUUGGGAGAUUGGGAAUGCAUGGUAUGGGUACAAAAAUUAAAUUGGAAAUGUUGGGGGUUAAUACCUAGGUGGUUGAAAUUAAUUGAUCUCAGAAUUAACGCUCCAAUUUAAAACCAUUAGUUAGACACAAAGGAAGUGGACUCAUAACCAAUUGAAAAUUUGAAGCGUUAAGACCGAUUUUUAUCUUGCCAGGACCAAGGUGAGCACACUGUUAUAUGGUGACUCAAAAGUUUAACUUAAAUAUGAAUACAUCCUUGCAUGUGAGUGAUAAGGCAUGUUUCAUUAAAAUUAAUUAUUGUGAUAAAUCCAUGCAAAGUUUUGUAUGCUUUGUGUGCUUAAAUAAUUGGACAUAAUACGUGUAAUUUCCAUUUAAAAUGAGGGGUUAAUGGUCAUUCAUAAUGCUCGACCCUCAGGUAUCCUGGGGCCAUAAGGGUAUUGCGAGGGGCUGUGGGAGCAAAAAAGGAUACUGGUAAGAGAUUAGUGCUGAUGUAUCAGGGGGCCUUGGGGAUGGAUUUUCUUUUUAAUUGUAACGUUGAUGUGUAAGGUGAUAUGGAAGCUGGAUAUUGAUACCUUAAUUAUGGGGCACCUUCAACCCUAGACUACCUAAUGUCUCAUAUUGCUCAUAGUACUGGGUGGCGUGAGUUGUAAAUGGGGUGACCUUGGUGCAAGGUUGAAAUGUUUGGUUGUUAAGAAAGUGGAAGAAAUGAGAGAACAUGUAUAUUGCGAGAGUGAGGGGGAGAGAAAAAAAGCUUCCAUUCUUUAGUCCAUCUAUAUAUACACAUGACAUGGCCACACACAUAUAUUUGGUGAGGCAAAAAUUACAAAAAAUAUAUUCAGUUUAGUCGAGUCUUAUCACUGUUGUGCCAUAAGGGUGCCAUCUUUCGUGCAUUCUCUCCUGAUUGAAGAGUGAUCCUUGAGAAACAUGUACACUUCUCCGUUGUUUCAUAGGAGCUGACCUCUUAGAUCAACACUUGAGGCAGAUGAAGGGAAGAGAAUUUAUGCCCACCAACAGCAUUGCUGCUUCAACUCCUAAAGUUGAGUUGGGACAGGAGCCACAUGUCGAGCCUGAUAAUUUAUCUUCCGAAUACUGCUGAUCCUAACCAUUUUUAUGCAAUUGGUCAACCAGUUUUAUGCAUCCAACAUUUUUGUUUUUGUUGCAUGCUGACAGCAAGCAUGACAGGAGUGGAGUCUAAGAGAGUGUCUAUAAUGUUAUGUGAACUACGAAAUUGAAGUUUUAAAUAAUUGGUGGAAAAUCAAAGCCAACUUCUCUCGCACAUAACAAAACAUGCACAUUAUCCCUGUGAGAUGAGAGGGAUUGGCAACUUUAUAGUAGAUCAAUUGGGAUCUUUAGAGAACAUGUAUCGUAUGCAUGCGCAUAUGAUGAGGCCACUUGAUGAUGUGCAAUUUUGGAACAUAGCUUACUUCUUGUCAUCCCUGGUAUUUUUAGUAGGAGUAGUAGGGGCUUGCUAUGAAUUCCUCUUUACUGAGAAGUGAGUUUUACGCUUGCUUUUAGAGAUGAGUAGAUUGUAUGGAGAUCAAAAUCAUCAUGAUCUCCAAUGCUCUGAUGGAUGAUUUUAUAUGCUCAGAAAAGAAUGAUUGGCUGAACUUGUACUAAUUUCAAUCAUGCAAGAACCGUUGUCUUUGUGGGGUUUUGAACAAGCUUGCUAAUAUUAGUUACUGUUCUCUGGCUGGGCACCUGUGAUGGUUUCUUCUUUCUAAUAGUGGAAAAAUAAUGCCAUUGGCUGGCUGCGGCAGAAGUUUUCAGUAACUAGUGUUAAAUGUUAAGCGCAUUAUUUAUGGAGUAUUUGCAGUUUUUGCACUGCAAAGCACUGGCAUCAUGCUGGCAUGUCGUCUCUUUCUUUCCGCUAUGAUUUAUUUUGGAUGGUUUUACACUUUAUUAUUAACUUCAUGGUUUUCUUUUUUUAGUGGCAAGGCAAAGAUCAUUCGAUUCCAUUACCUAACAAAUUGAAGGCUGUUCAAUUGUGACCGAAUAAACACCCCCCCUUUUUUUGGGUUUUGCAUAUAAAAUAAAAAUGGGACAGGUGUUUACAAAGUUAAUAAUUUUAUCUAGCAAAUCAGAUAUAAUUGUCAGCAAGGGCAUAAAGAAGUUCAAAUUUUUAAAAGUAACAAGCAAUAGGAUAAGGUAGCAUAAGGAUCUCAAAUUAUUUGAAUCCAAUCACGGCUCCUCCUCAAUCGACAAGACAAAUGAAAUGACCACCAUAACUAAUAAAAGAUUCAUUUUACCCUAAUACCACCACCUACUGCUCAAUUCAGGAGUAAUUCUCCUUCUACUUGGGAGCUUAUAUCUCUGUCUUUUGUUUGGCCUUUUGAAUUCUUCAGCAUAGAAAUUCAAAUUCCCAACUAAUAAACAGCAAUAAGAAUUAGGGCACUGACGAAAUGAAAUAUAUUAUUAUUAUAUCUAUGUUUUAUAAUUUCUUUUAGUACAUAAUAAUUGAAUAAUAUAAGUUCUGAACUCCAAUUGACACCUGGGGCUGGGGUUGAGCCGCCGCCCGCAACAAAUGGAGCCCCGCAAGAAGCGUAAAAGAAGCAGCUCUACCCAUGCCGGAAACUACAACGCCGACUUCGCCGGCGACGUCCGCACCAUCUUCUCCGUCUUGCUCGCUUCCCUUUGUAUUAUUGACAAAACGAAAACGAAGAUGAAGAAGAAGAAGGAGCCCUACUUCCACCAACUCCAACUCCGUCUCCUAAACCAACUCAAUCUCUCUCUUCUCUCCACCCUCCCCAACCCUAACUCCUCUUCUUCCCAGCUAACCCUACCCCCUCCCAUCCUCUCCUUGCUUCCGCCCCUUCUCACUUCCAAAUGCGCUGCGGUAGUCCGCAAGUGCUCGGAGUUUGUUGGCGCAGCUUCGUUAUUCUCCUUGGAGAUGAACGAGCAAUUAGCCGGUGAUGACGAAAUUGUGCGGGGUUUGAUCUUUGCGUUCUCAUCGGGUUCGAAGAGGAGGACCACAUUAGUGGCCACUUGCAAUGCCAUUUUGGAUAUGUCCUCCACGUCCAUUGGGCGACAACGUCUCUUGCAAUUCCAUGCCCUGAACUCUAUUAUUUUUUGCUUCCUUCAGGUCCCUAAAUCUUCAAAGCCGUUGAUUUUUUUAUUUACUGAGGAAAAACAAAGUAGAAUAGUGUUUAAAGAGGAUGAACUUUUGGUAUUACUUUUUGAUGCUGCAAUCACUCUCAUUAACGUGUGCCAAAGUGACCAGCUGGAGAUGAUUCCACGAAAGUUAUCUGAAACUUUAUUGGCUUAUUUGAAAAGGCUAUGGGCGGAAGUCCACAAGAAAAAUUUAUCUGGCACAAUCCUGAGAUACCACCAACAUAGACAUUAUUGUAUAAGCAAUAUUAGAACAAAUGAUCUGGCAGAAAGCAUAUUCAGACUCUCCAUUAAUGGUUAUCGACUUACAGUGCCUGUCCAUAUGGAUAUUAUUAAGGAAAGCAUUUUCGGCUGCAAUCAGUGUAGUUAUCAACAAUUCAUUUUGAAUCAUUGGGAGAUGUCACCUUUGUUUGUUGGAAGGCUGUUGAAGGCUUCUAAUGAGCAUAAUGACAUUUUUAGUUCUUUUAAACAGUCUGUAAACUUCAACCAAGAAGUCUCUUCUUUUCUCCCAAUGAUCCUUAAUAAUCUUAAAUCUUGUCUACCUAUUUCUUCUGAAGAACUAGACAUCUUUAGUUUCUUGAAGGAGGUUAAAAGUAAUUUGGGUUGCCCUAUGAUCUACCAACAAGAUAUUCGGGUUUUGAAGUGCAUCCAGGAUGAGAAGCAUUUAAAAAGAGAGAUGCAUUUUUUUCAAGAGUACUCAAGGUCUUGCUACUUUCAGGACCCACAAUACCUAUAUGUUAAUGAUAUUCUGAGAUGUAAAGAAGCAUAUCAAGAAGGUUUUACUAUUUCUCUGCGUGGCAUGGAGUUUCGCUUUGGGAGUAUUGCCAGUAUCGUAGAUGGUUUAGCAUAUCUGUUUGGUCAACCAUCAGCAGGUGUGAAUAUGUACCUGACACCACCAAAUUCUCAGGGUCUGGCUUGUCAUUGUGAUGAUCAUUGUGUGUUUAUAUGCCAACUCAUUGGGGUCAAACAGUGGAAGGUUUCUUCCCAAUCAAGUCUCAAGUUACCCCGCCUUUAUGAACCUGUUGAUAGCCUGCAUGAGGCUGAUGCAUCGAUAAAUGAUGGAUACAAACAUUUUCUGCUGAGAGAAGGUGAUAUUUUAUAUGUUCCUAGAGGUUUCCUUCAUGAGGCAAGUACCAUUGUGGAUGCUGACAUGCCCAAAGGGACUCCCGAUUUCUCCUUACAUCUCACACUCUCUAUUGAGGUGGAACCUCCAUUUGAGUGGGAGGGAUUUGCUCAUGUUGCGCUUCGUGCUUGGUAUCAGAAUCACAAGCAAUCUGAUGAAUCAUUAUCCAGGAGUCUAACCGCUAUCUCUGUAAGCCUAAUGCAUGCUGCAAUCAAGCUAAUUGGUGAUGCUGAUGCUACUUUUCGGAAGGCUUGCUUGGUUGGUGCAAUUUCAUUUUUUUCAGAUUGUGAUGGCUGGCUUCAUCUGAACCAGAAAUCAAUUUUCGAUCAUCUGGUUGAAAGCAUUGGUGCUAAAUCAAGGUUCUCAGAUGCUCUUAGGAGUGUGGAGGUGUCUCUUCAGGAAAAUGAAGAUCCCUUGCAACGAAUAAAAUGGCUUCAGCAUCUUUAUGAUGAUGAAGAAAAGAACUUGGAGUUCCGUGAAUGGGAAAUCCCUUCAUUUGACAGUGAAGGCUUUUCUCUAAUCAAUCAGCAAAAAGAUGAGGCAGAAGCGGCAUUCAUGCUGAUCAAGUGUAAGUUCUGCAGAGAGGUAGUAUUUGAGAACGUAGAACAAUGCUACAAACUGCUGCUUGAGAAAUAUAGGAAGGUUCGGAAACAAUAUGCGAAUGGGAUGCUUUCAUUGCAUUGUAAUUGACAACUGGAUAGUAUUUUUGUGCUCUAUAAUGAUCUAUUCUUCACAAAAAUGUUCUCCACAAGGUACAUAAGAUGAAUUUAGUGGUAUGAAUGUGCUGAAAUAUAAUAUGACCCAUCAAUAUGUACAUACCAUUGGUGGGACGGCUAAUAUCUGUAGCAAUAGUGGAAAAUUUUCUUAAACUAACUCUUAUGUGACUCGAAUGCUUGAGUUGAGAGAGUUGCUUCCUCAUAUGGUAUUUGGUAGAGCUCUUUGAUACGUUUUCAAUAUGGUAUUUGGUAGAGCUCGUCUGUUAACUGCUUGAGUUGAGAGAGUUGCUUCCUCAUCUGGUAUUUG